This is a messenger RNA of Staurois parvus, 134 nucleotides long. NCBI's taxonomy places the organism in Eukaryota, Metazoa, Chordata, Amphibia, Anura, Ranidae. The record is from the annotation of a GenBank genome assembly.
GUGUCAGUGGGGGGAAUAGUGCCCCAUCAUUGGUGUCAGUGGGGGGAAGAGUGCCCCAUCAUUGGUGUCAGUGGGGGGAGGAAUAGUGCCCCAUCCUUGGUGUCAGUGGGGGGGGAGGAAUAGUGCCCCAUCAU